Molecule: messenger RNA, 594 nt
Organism: Pieris macdunnoughi
Lineage: Eukaryota; Metazoa; Arthropoda; Insecta; Lepidoptera; Pieridae
Source: the annotation of a GenBank genome assembly
AUGUCGACACCGGAAGAAUGUAAUGCGCUUGCACAGCUAAGUUCCCUAGAGCGUGUGGUGGUUCGUGAAAAGACGGCAGAUUAUCCUAACUGCAAGUAUGUGGUGACAAGCAGUGAGGGCGUGGUGUUGCUUUACGCCAAGGAAGACUGUGGUAUUGUAAACAAGGUUCUAGCAGGAAAGACUAGGACGUUCCAGAUUGAUGUCUUCGACACAAGCGAUAGAGAGGUGAUGAAACUUCGCCGUCCCUACAGCGUGGGUCAGGACAAAAUGGAUGUAAGUGUUUGCGGUCAGCUCGCUGCCAUCGUCCGUAAAGAGGUGACCUUCUUCAAGCCCGUUCUCACCAUAAACGACACUAACGAUCGACAGGUCAUCAGGGUCAAGGGCCCCGUCUCUACAACUUCUCAAUGUGAUUUUGAGUUGUAUUCCAAUGAGAAGAAAUGUAUUGGUGCCAUUUGCAAACGCUGGAACGGUGUAACUCGCGGUCAUGGUGAUAGGGAUAACUUUGUCAUACACUUACCACAGAUGGAAGCUUCCUACAAAGCUGCUGUUUUAGGGACCUGCUUUCUCAUUGACUUUCUGUACUACGAAAAUUAA